This is a messenger RNA of Lactuca saligna, 603 nucleotides long. NCBI's taxonomy places the organism in Eukaryota, Viridiplantae, Streptophyta, Magnoliopsida, Asterales, Asteraceae. The record is from the annotation of a GenBank genome assembly.
AUGCUUGAAACUUGCCUCAUCUUCCACGUCUCCCUUUCCUCCACUGUCUAUGGUCAUCCACAAUCCGCAUUCCCUCAAUCUGAAUCGAUUCUUGAGUGUAGCCAUGGAGAUGGAGACAUAGCAGCAAAUGAAAGGCUGGUUCAACGAGAUCUAAACCCACUCGUACCGGAGAUUAAGCUGCUAAAAAAAGAAAACAACAUUCACCUUUUCACUCUCAUCCUCAUUCUGGUUCUAUUCUCAACCAGUGGCUCAAGAGAACAUGCUACUAUAAGCUUGAUGUCUUCAUCAUCGUUGAAGAUCGAGCUCCUGUCACUCAAACACUAUUGUUGUUCCUCAUUCCAUCGAUCGUUUUCUAGUUUGGGCGAUGACAGUGGAAUAACUCUUAGAGACUUCACAUCCCUCUCCAUUCUACUACCGAAGGACCCCAUCCACGCUCGUUGGAAGGGACCACGAACAUCACCGGAGCUUGAGAGACCACUAGAGCUUGCACACCCACACUCGACAACCCACACUAUGCUCUAUUUCUCUUUCUCUCACUAUCAUUUGGAAUUGCAUAUUCAAGAGAAGGGCUCUAGUCAUAUUGGAGAGUCACACCUGAUUUAA